CUUCGCCAUGUAAUUCUUCCUAAAAUUGUGUUUAAAUAAUAGUGUAGUGACUGUUCCUUGUAUUUAGCUUUCCCAGGUCUGGCAUGCUUUGCUGCUAACAUCUUCCUCUUGCCUAACUCAGCUACUACAUUUGAUACCACGCUACCAUUCUGAUUCUCCUCCCACUGCACGGUCACGCAUAACUACACAAAGUGAUGUGAAAGAUGAACAGCUCUUAAAAAGACAAGAAAGGAAAAUGAAUGAAUGAAGUAUGAAAAAUGCCAAGUGUGGACAGUGUGAGAGUGGCUGCCCGUGUUAGAGCCUUUAACCAGACUGAGAAAGACGCAGGAUGUGGUUGCAUCAUCUCCAUGGCUUUAAACAGCAUCACAAUUUGGAACCCCAGAAAUCGGAGCGACACUAAAACAUUCACUUUUGACCUGGCCUACUGGUCACACAGUGGAUUUAUUAAGAAUGAGGAAGGAAUUCUUGUCCCUGAUGGACCUACCAGCAAAUAUGCCGACCAGAGAAUGGUGUUCGAUGAUCUGGGCCAAGAAUUGUUGAGCAAUGCAUGGCAGGGAUACAACACUACACUGUUGGCCUAUGGACAGACUGGCUCAGGAAAAAGUUACUCCAUGAUUGGCUAUGGAAAAAACAGAGGAAUAAUCCCAUUAAUUUGUGACGAGUUGUUCAAAGCAAUUAAACAAGAACAAGAACGCGAUAAACAGUACCAGAUUUAUUUCAGCAUGCUGGAAAUCUACAAUGAAAAGGUGAUUGACUUAUUAUCUAAAAGUAAACAGUCUGGGGGUCUGAGAGUGCGAGAAAGCUCACAAAGAGGCUUCUACGUGGAAGAUAUGAAGUCGGUGCCUUGUGAAAACUACGAGCAAAUUGAACAGUUGAUGAAGGAAGGAACCAGGAAGAGGAGUACAACAUCCACCAAUAUCAAUAUGACCAGCAGUCGUUCACACAUGAUCAUCACUGUCCAGUUCAAGCAGGUAUUUUUAAAAGAACACCGAACUAAACAGUCCAACAUAAACUUGGUGGAUUUGGCAGGCAGCGAGCGGCAGAAGUCCUCGGGUUCUGAAGGGGAUCGCCUGAGAGAGGGAACAGCCAUCAACCUCAGCCUGACCACUCUGGGUAACGUCAUCAGUGCCUUGGCAGAAAUAGCGAUGGGGAAGAAGAUGCUUUACGUGCCUUACAGGAACUCCACGCUUACUAAACUACUGCAGCCUGCACUGGGUGGAAACAGUAAGACUUUAAUGAUUGCAACAGUCAGUCCAGCUGAUAUCUGUUAUGAGGAAACUCUAUCAACAUUACGUUAUGCUGAAAGGACAAAAAAUAUCCAGAACAAGGCCAUGAUAAAUGAAAAUCCAACGGAGCGACUCAUUCAAGAGCUGAAGGCAGAGAAUACCAAGCUGCAAUUAAAGAUCUCUAAGAUUAGAAACUCUGGACAAAUGGUGGAGGAGGAAGUGGCGGAGUUACGGCACCUCUUGGUUGAGAAUGAGGUCCAGAUGCUGGAGAUUCAGACAUCCUGGGAGCAACGUCUUGAGAAAGCACAGAAAGAAUGGAAACAUCAAUACUCAAACCUGAUGCAGGAACAGCUCAUGAUUCAGUUAUUCCCCUAUCUGUCGAAUGUCAACGUGGAUCCACAGCUCUCUGCCUUGGUCAGGCAUUUCAUCCAGCAUGGCGAGUGUGUCGUGGGACAAUCCGGAAGUUUCCCACGAGCAAUUAUUAUUAAAGGCUUAGGUAUUGCUGAUAAACAUGCCAUCAUCACAAACCAGGACAGCAAAGUAACGCUGGAGCCACAUGGACAGGCCAGAGUGAUUUUAAAUGGGGUCCUCGUUCGUACUAAAGUUCAGCUUAGACAUUUGGACCGACUUAUUCUGGGAUCCAACAGCACUUAUCUUUAUGUGGGAUAUCCAUGCGAACGCAAUGAUGAGGAAUUGAGCAGAUAUGACUAUGAUUUUUUCCAGUCGGAGUUGGCAGCAGUAGAAGGCUUUGACAGAGAUGCUCUGGGUCACAACAGAAGUGUAGACCCAAGUGUGCUUGCUGUGUUCCAAGAUUACAUCAGAGUGAAACCAAUGGUGGCAGAAGCAAACCAGAUCAGUAGAGAGUUAAAUAAGGAUCUAAGCUUUGAACUGGAAGUGAAAAAUUUGGCUUUAACAGACUCAAGAGGCUCUGACCUGGCAAAGGAAGUGAUAGUGAAGGUGACAAACAAAGUAACUGAUCAGAUAUGGUUCUGGUCAAAAGCCAAGUUUGUGAACAGGAAGUUCAUCAUGGAAGACGUGUAUCAGCGUUUUGUUGAUGGGGAGAAUAUUUCUGUGGACAGAGAGAGUGAUCCAUUCUGGGAUCCUAUUGAAGCUGUUCACUUAGGUACAGCUUACGUCUGGCUCCAGUCUCUGAACUACUGUAUUGCACUAGAGGAACAUGUGGAGUUUCAUAAUUCCCAGGGAAAAGAAGAGGCUACUUUACAGAUGAACCUGGUACCAUGCAACCCAAGCGGACAAAAUCUGGGUGAAGAGGAGGUGCUUAUUGAUCCCACUGAGUUGGUGGGGCACAGGCUGGAUUUUCAAGUUCAGAUAACUCAAUGCCUAGGGAUCAAAUGGCUGAAACAGAACAUCAAAAGAGGAAUUCAGAUUUUAUAUCAUGCACUGAACCAUCCAUAUGCUUUCCACUCGGACCCUGUUUGGAACACAGUAAAUGCAAGAAUUGAUCACAUGAUGCAGUUCACUGUCAAGUGUGUGUCACAGGAGUUACUAAACUAUCUGCAAAAUCAUGCCCUGGUUCUGCAACUCUGGGGUUUACAAGAAGGUUGUAUGGAAAUGGUCUUUCCUGGUGAUUUUGAGAUUACUGAUGAAGGCAGUAUAAUUAUAGAUUAUAGCGACGAGAGAUCGCAGCUACCCCGUAGUAGUGGUAGCGGGGAGGUGAGAGAUGACCAGCUCUCUGAACUUUACAUUAAGUUAUCAAAGUUGGAGCAAGAGACUGAUCUGUUGAGGGACAUCAACGGAACCUUAAGAAAGGACAAUGUCAGCUUGAAGGCCACCAUAAAGAAAAUGAUGAAUGAUGCCUCAAGACCUGGAGAGAAAUCUUUCCAGCAAAUGAAUGCACAUCUCUUAUGCUGGAGGAGCACAUCGAAGGUCAGCUGUGAGGUUGACUUUGCUAAGGCACUGAAAACAUUUUACAAAAGUAUAAACAGAGUGCAAAGCCAACUAUUAGAACUGAGGUGCCAUCAACCACCGGAGGAUGAUGAUGUGGAAUCACUGCGGAUACAUCUCCACAAGCAAACUCAAGGGAUAAAGGAUUUCGGGGAUCACCUUGAAUCUUGCAUAAAUGCACUGAAAAAUGAUGUCAGUGUCAUUGUUAAGAAAAAAAAAGGAGAGCACUGCAAGACCAGAUGAAGCCAGGCUCUGUACUAUCAAAUGAAUCCACUCUGGGGUUGGAAAAAGAAUGACGAGCUGAUGUGAAACAUUUCUAUUUCAAUAAAGUAUAUCCAGAU
Messenger RNA from Amblyraja radiata (thorny skate), 3472 nucleotides. RefSeq names its product kinesin family member 28 (gene kif28). Gene Ontology annotation, molecular function: microtubule motor activity; ATP binding; microtubule binding. Lineage: Eukaryota; Metazoa; Chordata; Chondrichthyes; Rajiformes; Rajidae. Gene Ontology annotation, biological process: microtubule-based movement. The record is from RefSeq and is a predicted model, not a curated record. The transcript has 24 exons. Bases 258 to 3374 code for a protein of 1038 amino acids.